Sclerotinia trifoliorum is the source of this 3072-nucleotide messenger RNA. The record is from the annotation of a GenBank genome assembly. NCBI's taxonomy places the organism in Eukaryota, Fungi, Ascomycota, Leotiomycetes, Helotiales, Sclerotiniaceae.
CAUUGCUGAUGCUCUAAAUAUUGCCCUUUGUAGGCCACUAUGUAUCAUCCGUUAUUUCGAUUACCGUUUUUCGUAUUCUUCCUAGCUCUUUGGAACGUAGGGUCUGCCUCAAUCUACCAAUGUCAUGGUGAAUCUCAAACCACUAAAGCCCUUGCGUAAAGAAAUUAUUCUUAUGGUGGUGGUGAAUAUGUUACUACCUCAAUCAAUAUUACUUUGUUCGUUAAUCAGACGUAUGUGGAACACUUGUUCCAAUUCGGAUCGAACAGCCUUAUCCCAUCGUUUUUAUCCAUGGUCAGGGGAUGACCGGCACUGUACGUACACUCCUUUUAGUCCUCGCUAAAUAUCUUCCUUAAUUGCAUAAGCUUCAUAUCUAUGUAUUCAAAUCUAACUUCGAAAAGAAUUGGCUCAAUAAAGCGCAAUGGAUCAUCAGGAUGGGCGACUUAAUUCUUAUCCCGUAACUACGAAAUAUAUUUCCUAGACCAGACGGCAAGAAUUAGAAGCGCUUGGAAUCCAAGUGGCAAUACGACAUUGAUAAGUUAUCCGCAUGAAGAGAACUUGGAGAGAUUUACGUAGACGGAAACAUAUGGAUUAUGCCCUCAAGUGCGGUUGCAUAAUCAAUGCGCUGUCGUAGGUUUACCUUUAUUAUAUUUACUUUAUACUUUAGCGAGUAUCGAGUAUUUGCAAACGACUGAGUACACUAAUCCCGGCGGUUGUGGCGAUAGAAUGGCUCAAUAAAGGACCCCAUUGUUGACGCCUUCUACGCUUCAAAUGCACAUUUUCAACCCGAUACGUAAUUCAAGAGAUAGAUAUGCAAAACGCAGGCGCAGCACUCCUCAAUCGUACAGUUCCAGCAAUUCUAUCGAGUCAUUCAUAAAGCGGUCUUGUGUCAUGGUUAUAGUGGUCAAGGUUCCGGAACUAGUCGAAGCCACUGUCUUGGUUGAGCCGACUGGCACUCCAUUCUAAGACGUACUUUUCCCUCAACGACGCCGGGGUGGACUCACAAGGAAGUGCGGGAUCACCGAUAUUCCAUUGCAAUAUGAAACGCAAUUGGGGGCUCGAGAAGUGUUGGAGAAAGUGCUUGUUAGGAAUGAAAAUGAUAGAGACGACGAGUUGGAGGAAUGUUGGUUGCAAAGGGAGCCGACGAGGAAACUUAAGAAUCUGAGAGGGUCUAAAGUGUUAAUGGAGACUGAGGAAGCGAGCUUUCAUAGAGUUUAUAAUGGGUGUACGGUGAAAUAUCUGAGACAGGCGGGAGUGGAUGUGAAGUGGAUGAAGUUUGAUGAGGAGUGAUGAAGUUAGGGGAGGGAGCAGAGAAGGGGCAGGGAGAGCAGAGAAGAGGCCACGAGGACCUCCUCGUGAGCAGUAUAUAUGGAAUGGACAUAUGCAGUUCUUGGGCAGGGUCACAGGAAUAGCGAUAAGAUUGCAGAGAUACUUGAGAUCUGGAUCUAAGGGGCUGUUGAGGGGGUUUAAAGACAGCUUGGAGCGAUUCAUAGAAGAUCGGUAGGCGAAACCUUUUGGGGAGGUGGGAUAGUUGACGUGGUGAGAUUGAGAUUAUGAAAAAUCACAUGAGUUGGAAUUAAGAGCAAAUUGGGCAACAAACGGGAGACGCAACGACGAACUAAAUUGGUAAUGCGAUCGCAAGUCGGUCAGUUCAAGUGACUACAGGAAACACUGGCUGCGGGUUCACAUAUGGGAGAUCAUUUAUCUUCACAAAUCCUGGGACAUUUUCCGUACAAUGGUUCAUUUUUCCGUCCAGAGACUUUCUCUGACCUUGAUCUUGAGAGCCCAUCAGGAUCUUUGAGGCCAAGAACCACAUUGAUCAUACACUGUUCUUGAAUGCUGCGAGAUAUUAUCCACUUUUUCCAGCAUGAAUAUCAAGUGAUAAGGUACCAAGGUUUGAGGUUUGGAUCCCCCUGCAUAGUUUAGCACGAUGACUGGAGGCUUGCUGAUCACUAAUCUCACUAUUUUGUAAACAGGGGUUUUUCGAUCCCUGUCAUAGAAGACUUCCAGUUCUAGAAAGGCCGCGCGAUGCAACUAUACCCCGCAAUACACGUGAUAUACUUAUCGCACGCAGAUUCAUUGUUGCGAUCGUUUUUAAACUUUUUAAGAACAUUCAUGCCAUUAACCUUCAUCAAUUACACAAUUGCACACUUUUGCGAUAUUUGUUCGAUUUCUCGACUUUCGAGACGGUGCGUUCUGUAGGUUACUGUAUUCCAUACCUUUGGCAUCAUUAGGGUUGCAGCCUGCUAGACUUACUUGCAACCAGUUAUCCAUUUCCUUAUUUCUGGUACGUUCAAAGUCUCUGCCAUAUGCUCUGCGGCGGCCCGGGGGGAUUAAUAUCGCAGCAGCUCAAGACUUAUACGGAGCCUCAGAAGUUAACUUUCACCAAUCACAUUGCCACUAAAUGAGUCUUGAUAUGUCAACAGCACAACCUUGCUAGCACGUGAGUGUCUACGCCCCACCAGUAUCUUUAGGUUAAACUUCUGGUAAGUGUUAACCUCACGCCGACUCAUCGAUCAAUGUCUGCCAAGAGUCUAUGGAACAGAGUUAAGCGUCGCAUUAAUCAUAUUUGGCAAGGUUUUCUUGUUUUUGUCAUCCUCUCAUGACGAGAUAUAGCCUCCUCGUGACCUGCUGGAUAUGGUUCAAAUUUUGAGUGUAGUGGUCUAAACUUUACGUUGUAAUGCUAGACUGCGUUUGGGCAUUGCUUUGUAAAGUAAGCUUCUCACAUUUGCACCUUCCCGAAUACGCAACUCAUCGGCUACUUUUUAGGUUGUUGAGAUCUCAAUGUGGCAUUAUAAUAACUUUAAGAAGCAAUUGUGAACUCAAAUCUUUCUGAUUUCGUAUUCUGGAAAGCUUCCAUAUAUCAGAAACCCGCUUAUCGUUAUUAACAAAGCAGAAAGCAUGAUGUGGUCAUUUUUCAAUUCUCGGGCCUCCUAAUUCUGCUGAAUUAAUGUUCUAGAUGCUCCAAUUGGGAAAUUCCCGCCCGUAGCUUCUUCUUCGUGGAAAAUACAGUUGAUAUCGAACUCAAAAUACGACACCGCAUCAAAGACUCCUGUCUACAAUUCCACAAGUGUG